CUGUAGGUGCUGCCCGGUUGGGCCCAGAAAUGGGAUGUCAGGCCUCCGAAAGGGGCAUAGUGGAAGCGAGGGCCUCGAGCCUCUGCUGUGACGGCCAGUGAGCGAGCCACAGAGGAUGUCCACCACGACGACGGUCGCCCCUGCGGGGAUCCCGGCAGCCCCGGGCCCGGUGAACCCGCCCCCACCGGAGGUCUCCAACCCUGCCAAGCCCGGCCGCAAGACCAACCAGCUGCAGUACAUGCAGAAUGUGGUGGUGAAGACGCUCUGGAAACACCAGUUUGCUUGGCCCUUCUACCAGCCCGUGGACGCAAUCAAGCUCAACCUGCCUGAUUAUCAUAAAAUCAUAAAAAACCCAAUGGACAUGGGGACUAUUAAGAAGAGACUAGAAAAUAAUUAUUACUGGAGCGCGAGCGAAUGUAUGCAGGACUUCAACACCAUGUUUACAAAUUGUUACAUUUAUAACAAGCCCACAGAUGACAUAGUGCUAAUGGCCCAAGCCUUAGAGAAAAUUUUUCUGCAGAAAGUGGCCCAGAUGCCCCAGGAGGAAGUUGAAUUAUUACCCCCUGCUCCGAAGGGCAAAGGCCGGAAACCGGCUGCAGGAACCCAGAGUGCAGGUACGCAGCAAGUGGCGGCUGUGUCCUCUGUCUCCCCAGCAACCCCUUUCCAGAGCGUCCCCCCCACUGUCUCCCAGACGCCUGUCAUUGCUGCCACCCCAGUGCCAACCAUCACUGCAAACAUCACGUCGGUCCCCGUUCCCCCGGCUGCCGCCCCACCUCCUCCCUCGACGCCCAUCAUCCCCGUGGUCCCUCCCACACCGCCUGUAGUCAAGAAAAAGGGCGUGAAGCGGAAAGCAGACACCACAACGCCCACGACGUCCGCCAUCACCGCUAGCCGGAGCGAGUCGCCCCCGCCACUGUCAGACCCCAAGCAGGCCAAGGUGGUGGCACGGCGGGAGAGCGGGGGCCGCCCCAUCAAGCCGCCCAAGAAGGACUUGGAGGACGGCGAGGUGCCGCAGCACGCGGGCAAGAAGGGCAAGCUGUCGGAGCACCUGCGGCACUGCGACAGCAUCCUCAAGGAGAUGCUGUCCAAGAAGCACGCGGCCUACGCCUGGCCCUUCUACAAGCCGGUGGACGCCGAGGCCCUGGAGCUGCACGACUACCACGACAUCAUCAAGCACCCGAUGGACCUCAGCACUGUCAAGAAGAAGAUGGACAGCCGUGAGUACCCAGAUGCGCAGGGCUUUGCCGCCGACAUCCGGUUAAUGUUCUCCAACUGCUACAAAUACAACCCCCCAGACCACGAGGUGGUGGCCAUGGCCAGGAAGCUCCAGGACGUGUUUGAGAUGCGGUUUGCCAAGAUGCCGGAUGAGCCAGUGGAGGCGCCGGCUCUGCCUGCCCCCGCGGCCCCCGUGCUGAGCAAGGGCGCCGAGAGCAGCCGUAGCAGUGAGGAGAGCUCCUCGGACUCGGGCAGCUCAGACUCGGAGGAGGAGCGGGCCACCCGGCUGGCCGAGCUGCAGGAACAGCUGAAGGCUGUGCACGAGCAGCUGGCCGCCCUGUCGCAGGCCCCGGUGAACAAGCCGAAGAGGAAGAAGGAGAAGAAGGAGAAGGAGAAGAAGAAGAAGGACAAGGACAAGGACAGGCACAAGACAAAGCCCGAGGACGAGAGGAAGGCCAAGGCGGCCCCACCCGCCAAGCCCGCCCAGCCGAAGAAGGCCCCCGCCAAGAAGGCCAGCAGCACGGCCGUGGCCAGCAGGCAGCCGAAGAAGGGUGGCAAGCAGGCGUCAGCCUCCUACGACUCGGAGGAGGAGGAAGAGGGCCUGCCCAUGAGCUAUGACGAGAAGCGCCAGCUCAGCCUGGACAUCAACCGGCUGCCCGGGGAGAAGCUGGGCCGGGUGGUGCACAUCAUCCAGUCCCGGGAGCCCUCGCUCAGGGACUCCAAUCCUGACGAGAUAGAGAUUGACUUUGAGACUCUGAAGCCCACCACUUUGCGGGAGCUAGAGAGAUACGUCAAGUCUUGUUUACAGAAGAAGCAAAGGAAGCCAUUGUCCACGAGCGGGAAGAAGCAGGCGGCCAAGUCGAAGGAGGAGUUAGCUCAGGAAAAGAAGAAGGAGUUAGAGAAGCGGCUGCAGGACGUCAGCGGGCAGCUGAACAACAAGAAGCCCGCCAGGAAAGAGAAAGCGGGCUCUGCGCCCUCGGGCGGGCCGUCCCGGCUCAGCAGCAGCAGCUCCUCCGGCUCUGGGAGCAGCAGCUCCAGCGGGUCCAGCUCCGACAGCAGCGACUCGGAAUGA
Molecule: messenger RNA, 2287 nt
Organism: Odobenus rosmarus divergens (Pacific walrus)
Lineage: Eukaryota; Metazoa; Chordata; Mammalia; Carnivora; Odobenidae
Gene: BRD3
Product: bromodomain containing 3
Exons: 11
Coding region: 116-2287 (723 amino acids)
Biological process (GO): regulation of DNA-templated transcription; chromatin remodeling
Cellular component (GO): nucleus; chromatin
Source: RefSeq, a predicted model, not a curated record